This is a messenger RNA of Quercus robur (English oak), 669 nucleotides long. RefSeq lists its product as uncharacterized. The transcript has a single exon. The record is from RefSeq and is a predicted model, not a curated record. The coding region runs from base 1 to 669 and encodes 222 amino acids. Lineage: Eukaryota; Viridiplantae; Streptophyta; Magnoliopsida; Fagales; Fagaceae.
AUGUGGAUGCUGCAUCCUAAAUUCCCUAAGGUUGUGCAAGGUGCUUGGACAGAGAGUACAAGUCUUCUAGAGGCAACUUUGAACUUUACUGUCAAAGCUAAAAAGUGGAAUGUAGAUGGGUUUGGCAAUGUGUUUAUAAAAAAGAAAAGAGUACUUGCAAGAAUUAAUGGUGCUCAAAAAACCCUCACCAACAAUCCUAAUGAAUUUCUGAUCCAAUUGGAAAAUAAAUUAAUUGAAGAAUAUGCAACUAUCCUUCUUCAAGAGGAGGAAUUUUGGGCCCUUAAGUCUAGACUAAAUGUGGCAGCUUUUGGGGACAGAAAUACUUCGUAUUUUCACCUUUCCACAAUUGUCCGUAGACAUAAGAAUAAAAUUAGAGGUAUUAAAAAUAGAGAACGGGAGUGGAUAUUUGAGGAAGAUCAAGUCAGAGAACACAUACACAGAGGGUUUUAUGAUCUAUAUUCCACGGAGUUGGAAAAGUCUAGUCUCAACUCUCCUAUCUCUAACUCCUCUUGCCACUAUUUCUCGGAGGAGGAACAAGAAAGGAUUGGAAGGGAGGUGUUGGAGGAGGAUAUUAGGGUUGGAUUGUGGAGCCUAAAGUUAUUUAAGGCUCCUAGACCAAAUGGAGUUCAUGCCGGAUUUUUCCAAUACUUCUGGCACGAUGUCAAAUAG